AUGUAUUAAUUAUGGAGAUUCAUCAAGAGGGGUGUAGUGAGCUAACCUCACAUGGUUGGAGGAGUGAUCAUUGGAUAUUUUGGAGUAGGAAUUAUAAGCUAUUACAAUAGUGAUCUAUAAUUCAAUUAUGGAGAAUAUAAUCAACCUCAUUCGCACAAUCACGGAGAGCAAGUUAGAUAGUAUUGUGAAUCAACUUUAUUGUAGAUUAGAUCACAGGUAAAUGAACUCAGAGAGUAAUAUUGA
Messenger RNA from Paramecium tetraurelia, 243 nucleotides. RefSeq lists its product as uncharacterized. Lineage: Eukaryota; Ciliophora; Oligohymenophorea; Peniculida; Parameciidae. The record is from RefSeq and is a predicted model, not a curated record. The transcript has 2 exons.